AUGGCGGGCGGCCGGCUGGGGGCGGCCUUGCUGGGUCUGCUGGCGUGCUGGGCGGCGGCGCUGGCCCUCGACGUGUCGGUGGGCAAGGCGGCCACCAUCUUCACGCAGAAUGGCUCCGACGUGCUGCUGCCGUGCGCCUUCACGGCCUGCAUCGGCUUCGAGAACGCCGAGUUCUCCUGGUCCUUCAACUCCAGCAAGCUGUAUGCAGGGACCGUGCGCAACAAAAACUCCAGGCCCAUCUGCAAGCUCUGCAACCCACGGGUGCAGCUGCCCGAGGUGACCCUCCACAAAGACAGCAAGGAGUACAACCUGUCUGUCAUCCUCCUGUCUGUGGACUUCAGUGACUCAGGGAAAUACACCUGCCUGGUCAAAAACCCCAAGGAGAAAGGGGCCGAACACAAUGCCACCAUCGCCCUGGUGGUGGUCGUACAGUUGGAGAAGGUGGACAAGACCGUGGCCAAGAUCAUUGCGGCGGUGGUGGGGGGCGUCAUCGGGCUGCUGGUUCUCAUCCUGCUGGUCAAGAAACUCACCCUGUUCAUUCUCAAGAAGAGGAAGGAGAAGAAGUGAUGUCUCGUGAGCUCCUCAGGAAAUGACAACACAGAAAAUGGGCUGGCCGGUUCCAAAGCAGAGCAGAAAUCUGCCCCCAAGGCCUGA
This is a messenger RNA of Euleptes europaea (tarantolino), 654 nucleotides long. It is a transcript of the gene SCN4B, whose product is annotated as sodium voltage-gated channel beta subunit 4. Lineage: Eukaryota; Metazoa; Chordata; Lepidosauria; Squamata; Sphaerodactylidae. The record is from RefSeq and is a predicted model, not a curated record. Gene Ontology annotation, molecular function: sodium channel regulator activity; transmembrane transporter binding. The transcript has 5 exons. Gene Ontology annotation, cellular component: voltage-gated sodium channel complex; membrane. Gene Ontology annotation, biological process: cardiac muscle cell action potential involved in contraction; regulation of ventricular cardiac muscle cell membrane repolarization; regulation of sodium ion transmembrane transporter activity.